AUGAGAAAUUAUUUACAGGAAUGUUCCGUCUUCAUGUUUGACAAGCGAGUGGUGGACAAGCUGUAUCGUCCAAAGCGCAAAGAGCUUAUGCUGGACUGCAUCAAGAACUGCAUAAGUGAGCUACACACACUUGCUCACCCAAAAAUGUUGCAAAUUUUGCAUCCAAUAGAAGAAAGUACAUACACCGUGGCUUUUGCAUCGGAAAGAAUUUAUGCGAGUCUUCACAAUAUCCUCGCAUGGCAUGAAUCCUGCCCCAUUGAUCCAGAGGGUCCAUUCCCUGUGAUUCCGAACCCCAACCACCUGGGUCCACCUACGGUAGAUCCGAUGCCAACGAGCAGCACCACCAGGCCACCCUUCGCUAGGGAAUAUCACUUUCUGGAUCUUGAGAUACGACAUGGAUUUCAUCAGAUAUCCGAGGCACUUCAAUACAUGCACUUGACAAUGCGUAAGAUGCAUCGCAAUGUUUGUCCCUUCAACGUCCUCGUGACAAAACGAGGCGUAUGGAAGCUUUUUGGCCUCGAGUUCGCUGAACCGAUACCGAGUGAUGAUCCAUUGAAAUUCCUGGGUGUUCCUCAGUGGUCCUGCAAAGUUGCUCGGAUUUGUCAACCUCAUCUUGACUAUAUGGCCCCUGAAACACAAAUGCGUGGGCUUGCCAGUACGGUGGCUGAUAUGUAUGCACUGGGAAUGAUACUAGGCGCACUUUUCAAUCAGGGUCGGCCUCUAAUCAACACCAAUUUUAAUCCAAUAUUGUACGUGAAGCAAAUGGAACAACUGGAUCGGAACGUUGCUGCAUUAGUUAGCCGAGCUCCUGAUUGUCUCCUUGAAGCUCUUCCCAGACUAUUAGACCGGGACCCACAAAACCGACCAACAACUCAAUUGAUGCCACUCAUCCCAUACUUCAAGUGCGCAACUGAUCCACCAAUACAAGCUCUAGAGGCCCUAGAUGCGGCGAUUCACAUGGCAGCUAGUGCAAGAUGCGAGUACUACGUAGAUCAAUUGCCUUCGACACUCGCCUACAUUCCAAAGAAAUUGCGUUGGCAGAACGUUUGGCCAGUUCUACAAGCCGAAUUCAAAAUAUCAGACAUGAUACCGUCUGUACUUAAGCCAACCUUUUGGCUGAUCAAUGAGAGUACACCAGAAGAAUUUGCAGACGUGAUCUACCCUACUAUCAGAAAAGUAAUUUAUUCACCAAGGGCGAUACCAAUAACGGUUGUACUUUUGGAGAAUUCGCAUAUUUUAACAAAGAAAUGCACACAGGAAGAUGCGUUAAACGACUUAUUUCCGAUGAUUUUUACCUCGUUGGAUAGCAAUUUGUACCAACUUCAGAUUGCGGCGUUGAUUGCAUUGCAAAAUGUGUCUGAUGUGAUACCAGACGAUAUCAUGUAUGAGUCCGUUGUCGUCAAAGUCAAGAAAUUGUUGGACAAAAACACAGGAGAUGUAAAAAUUAUUAACCUUGUACUGGGAGUGUUUGAGAAAAUUCUUCCUCGUUUGGACAGUACUAGCAUUCUCAAUUACGUGGUCCCUACAAUACUUAACAUGAGAUUGGGUGACCCAGAUGUGAUCAACCGUGUAGUCAAGCUUUAUAAAGCUAUUAUUACCGAAGAAAAAUUCGGAUUAACUUGCGAUGUGAUGGCGAAAGAUAUGAUACCUAAACUGGCGCCGCAAUCUGUGAAUCCUAAUUUAAAUGUUGAUCAAUUCAACAAUCUAAUCGAGAUCUUAUAUGACAUGUUGGAAAACAUUGAGCAAUACCAGCGUCACAAACUUAAGACGGAAGGUGCUUCGGCGCCAGGAAGCAAUCGACGUAAGAUUCGACAAAUGAGCACUGAAAAUGUACCGGCUCCACCAUUUAACAUUCCUAAUUUGAGGGUGGAACAACGCCAGACCUCAAGUGCUGAGAACAUGGUCCGAAGGAGUUCAGCUGCAACUGUUUCACAACCUGGAAGUGUGUCAGGAAGUGUGUCAGGAAGUGUAAACGCGUUACGGAGCCGACUUGGUCAGUGGAUCUUUGGCUCGAAUAACUCAACGAACAAUGACGGGAAUUUCUUGCGCGUCACAAGUAUUUUACCCAAUCGUCGUUUAUCUGACAAUACACUUAUGACACCAAAGAUUCGCAUAGCGCCAUCUUGUGCUUCCUCCCCUGGAGGUACAUCCGGUGGCACUGCUGGACUUCCGAGUCGACGGCACUCAAGCAUCGGACCACAAGAACGACGUUUAUCUACUGCAAACCUAUCACCGCCAACAGGUGGAUCCAUGCCGAACACAUCAUCGAGUGUUCCAUUUCUGGCAACCGCUUCUUGCCGUAGACCUUCGGGCCAGGGGUCACAAGGUGGAUCGCAAAGAGGAUCGCAGGGAUCGGGAAUCCUCUCCAACAUGGUAAGGCUCUUUCCCAACCACUCUGCAACUAGCAGCCCUCGCCGCACGCGCAACGGUUGGUUCCAAGGCAAUACGAAUUCCGCUUACAACUCUAUCCGUCAUUCUACCAACGUAUUGACGAGGAAGUUUCCUUCCCUUAACGUGUUUGUCACCGGUAUACAAUAG
This is a messenger RNA of Pieris macdunnoughi, 2538 nucleotides long. The record is from the annotation of a GenBank genome assembly. NCBI's taxonomy places the organism in Eukaryota, Metazoa, Arthropoda, Insecta, Lepidoptera, Pieridae.